Molecule: messenger RNA, 756 nt
Organism: Phaeodactylum tricornutum CCAP 1055/1
Lineage: Eukaryota; Bacillariophyta; Bacillariophyceae; Surirellales; Neidiaceae
Exons: 2
Source: RefSeq, a predicted model, not a curated record
AUGAGCAACUGGAAGGCCAAAGUCAUUGCAGACUGGAGAUUGGGAAAGUUAUCCAAUUUCGAUUUUCUUAUGCAUUUGAAUUCGUUUGCAGGACGAUCUUUCAACGACUUAACGCAGUAUCCAAUAUUUCCAUGGAUAAUUGCCGACUAUGAUAGCGAUGAGAUCGAUUUAGAUGAUCCAAAUGUGUACCGAGACUUAUCCAAGCCAAUGGGUGCAAUUGGCGCUGAGCGUGCACAGCAAUUCCAGGAUCGAUACGAGGCUUUAGCUAGUUGUUGCACGGACGAGGACCCACCGCCCUUUCACUACGGAACACACUAUUCUUGCGCAGCGUAUGUCCUCUACUAUCUUAUGCGACUCGAACCGUUCUCUCGUUUGGCGCUUGCGUUGCAAGGUGGAAAGUUUGACGUAGCAGACCGUCUUUUCCACGAUGUAGGCCGCAGUUGGAAGUCCGCCAGCACUGAGAAUCUGCAGGACGUUCGAGAGCUCAUUCCAGAAUUUUUCUACUUGCCGGAUCUGUUCGUCAAUGCGAACGGCUUCGACUUCGGGCAGACACAAGCUGGAAAGUCUGUGCACGACGUCUUAUUGCCAAAAUGGGCGAAGGGCGACCCCAAACGUUUCGUCCGCAUCAACCGCCAAGCUCUCGAGUCCCCCUACGUCUGUAGACAUCUGCACCGUUGGGCCGAUCUUAUCUUUGGAUUCAAGCAGCGAGGUCCAGAAGCUGUGCGAUGUCUCAACCAAUUUGUCCAUUUGACGUAU